Molecule: messenger RNA, 579 nt
Organism: Talaromyces amestolkiae
Lineage: Eukaryota; Fungi; Ascomycota; Eurotiomycetes; Eurotiales; Trichocomaceae
Exons: 3
Coding region: 1-579 (192 amino acids)
Source: RefSeq, a predicted model, not a curated record
AUGUCUCGAGAAGUGGCGAAAGCGGCUAAAUCCGCGUCGAACGCCAUCGCUAUUCACAAGAAAUACACCGUCCAGUCGACUGGUAUCUGGGAAGUGAUCCGACGCACACUGGCCGUGGACCCUACCCGAUCGACUGGUGUCCCAUUGAACCCUCAAUUCCGUAACCCACCACCCGGUGCUCUACCACCUCAAUCAUACGACGACCCCGUCACUCUCCCCGCCGCCGACCUCGCAGACAACCCUUACUGGAAGCGCGAUGUCCGCCGCAACUACCCUCAGCUCAGCGUUUUCAGCCAAGGUGACGUUGCCGGACUUUUGACCUUUGGAAACAAGCAGGCGCCUAAGGAAGAUGUUCUCCAGCUUGGAGAGGCCGGUGAGAAGCAACUAGUUGCUGCCAAGCAGGAGGGAGAAGAUAAGGGAUUGGCAGCAUACUUUGAGAAAGAUAAGAGCAGUGUCAAAAGCAUUUUGGGACCUGAUGGUUUGCCACCUCUUCCCGCCAGACUCAACAACUCGGCCAAGUACGAAUUGGGAUCUGGUCAGGGAUACCCAGAGAAAUACCCGUGCCGCACAUUUGUUUAG